AUGGUCAUAUCAUCAGCUCUGCUACUGCCGGCGCUGCCCCGGUGGGUUGACUCGCGGGAAUCCAGUCGGCUCUGCAAGGCCCUGCAGGCUAAUGCUCUGUCUCGCGCGAUGGCCUGCCCCCAGCCCUCUCCAAGCAAGAGCCGUCAGCCCGCAAGAGACGAGAUCAGGGCAUCCAUGUCGAGAGAAAAGAGUUUGUGGUGCCAAUGGAAUGUGUUGGCAGUAUUGACCGCGGGCAGGACCAAGGCACGGCAAUUGCGCUGUGGGCUGGCGCGAAAACGACACGGCAUGGCGGGUUGGCGGUUGGCGGUUGGCGGUUGGCGGUUGGCAUGCCGGAGAGCUGCGCUUCACCGCAUGCUGCUGUGCGUAUUGGGGCCCGAAGAUGAGGUCCAAAAACACGGCGUCAGAGACGCGCUAAGCCAGCACGGGCCACGGGCUGCGAAUGUGGUGGGACACACUGACAAUUUUGGACUCUGGGACGCGACGGCACCGCACCACGAUUUCCACCACCACCUCCUCCCCCUGACCGCGACACACCCAUCAUCUCCUCCAGCGCCGCGGCCCGAACUCGCGUUGAUCGUCCCGCCCUCACUCCCGACAGCACAUGAAUCGCUCCCGCUCCCGCCAUACCGUGAUGAAACAUGGCCGACCACGACUUUCAGCACUUCGCCUCGACCCGAAUGCUUUGGGCAUGAACAGCGGACGUCAGGCAUCAUGGCUGCUGCACGCUCUUACGACGUGGCUCAACUUUCCGCCAUGGAACACGGCGCAGGCCUGCGAAGGAAAUGCCUGGAUGACGGACGCCUGCCCUGGUAUGCUGACGUGCGCGAGCAUUCCGUCCGCAUGGCCUUGUCUGCACAUGUCCACCCUCUCGAAGAUGACACAGCAUAUAUAUGGCAGGUCUUCGCCCAGCUUCAGCCUCAGCAACUGCAUUUCCAUUCUCGUCUCCGAAAGUACUACAGAGCAUUCCCGAUAUCUCAUAUCUUUUCCCUUUUCUUCCUGUUCUACUUUCGACGCGCGGUCUCCGAUGUCUUCUUUCCAGCUGACAUGCUCCCAGUGAAGCUUGCGCAGAUGAUCUGGAGGAACCACAGACUUAAUUGGACGUGCGUAUCUUGCUCGCCUCGUCUUGGAACCGCAGGACUGGCAAUACGGUCUCAGCAAACGAACUACCAACGAGGAUCCAUCACACUUGGAGAGCCUCACGAGGCCGCCUCGGAGUCCCUCAUGCAGGGCAUCGAGGGCAAAAUCCGAAGCAAGAGCGGGCGAACUGCUGGAGCCGGCCACGAGCCUCUAAUGACUGGUCUGGGCUCUGCAGAGUGCCUGCAGCUAUCCGGCAUGCUGAGGUUGACGUCUGGACACAAUCCGAAUGGCAACAUGCGUUUGGCGGUGAUUGCGAGACCAGUCCAAAUGCGGGAUGAUGCCAAAGCUGCGCUUGUCGCAUUCUGGCGAUGUCCGCUACUCUGCAUCACAGUCAGAGCUAUACUUGCUAUUCCCAGCAGCCGAGCCUCAACGAAUACUGGCUACGACCAGGGAUUCGACAACAUCGAUAUCUUGACUCGCGCGUUUUUUUCGUACCUGCUUUCUGCUAGACAUGUCUUCAUCCUCAAGCAUCUUACACAUCCCACAAACUAUCAAUGGCUGCGGACUGACAAGAGAGGAGCGCUCAAGGAACUGAACAAUCUCUCUAUCCGAUCAGGAAACACGGCAACCUUCAAUGGACACGAGCAUCCAAGUCUUACAGACGACACACAGAUUCUCUACGAUCGAUACCGCAUCUUAUUCUCUAGCCAUACUCUCACCACUGCCAUCUCCGUAUAUUCUCAACAGCCUCGAGCAUCCUACAUCGAUCAACUGCUGCCUGUCAACAAGGCUCUUCCCCAACCUGGUCGUCGUAGACACACGUGCUCAGCCAAGGGAUCCAUGCCUCGAAGCAAGGGAGAACGAUCAGAGGAACAGCUGGCAUCUGUCAACUUUCAAGUCAGCCUCCUGUGCCCCUGCAGGUAUCAAUACAAGAACCUCGAGAGUGAAAAAGCUUUCAGAAAAUUCGAAUGCAAUGCAUUUGCCCGCUUCACUACUCCAAAAAUCCCGCUCAUCGACAUCCUCGCCAGCGUAUUCCAAUUGUAUCCUUUCCCUGACAGAUACACAUGA
Pseudocercospora fijiensis CIRAD86 is the source of this 2145-nucleotide messenger RNA. RefSeq lists its product as uncharacterized. The record is from RefSeq and is a predicted model, not a curated record. NCBI's taxonomy places the organism in Eukaryota, Fungi, Ascomycota, Dothideomycetes, Mycosphaerellales, Mycosphaerellaceae. Bases 1 to 2145 code for a protein of 714 amino acids. The transcript is spliced from 14 exons.